Messenger RNA from Ilyonectria robusta, 912 nucleotides. RefSeq names its product family 75 glycoside hydrolase. Lineage: Eukaryota; Fungi; Ascomycota; Sordariomycetes; Hypocreales; Nectriaceae. The record is from RefSeq and is a predicted model, not a curated record. Gene Ontology annotation, molecular function: chitosanase activity. The transcript is spliced from 3 exons. Bases 1 to 912 code for a protein of 303 amino acids.
AUGCCGUCUCUCCGAAGCCAGCUUCUGGCCUGCCUCCUCCUCGGCCUCGUAUCGGGCCGCAAGAUCCCAACCAACGUCAAGAACUUUUACAACACCGUUGUGACCCAGGGCGAGUGCAUUGAUAAACUCGCCAGUGGCUUCCAUAGCAUUGAAGGCGACUCGGGCAAGUUUUCGUACUGCGGCGACCAUGUGAAUGACUAUAACGUCAUCUACAUCCAGGGCAAGAAUGGCACUUUAGCUAACAUGGAUGUCGACUGCGAUGGCAUCCAGGGUAGCCAAGCCGAUGACGGCCGAUGCGAAAGCUCCGACGAUACGCAGUCCAUUACCUCAUUCCAGGAUAUCGUCCAGGGAUAUAAAACAGGCCAAAAGGACUUGGACUCCAAUAUCCACCCAUAUGUUGUUUUUGGAAAUGAAGGCACCAAGAAACACUGGCAUAAGUUUGACCCUCGAGACUACGGCAUUGAGCCUCUGAGCAUCAUGGCUGUUGUUUGUAAUAAUAAGCUGAUCUACGGCAUCUGGGGUGAUGAGAACGGCGACGACGGCACAGAGGCCAUGGUCGGCGAGACAUCCCUCUCUCUUGCGACGGCCUGCUUUGGAAAAGAGAUGAACGGCAACAAUGGCUACGACGGCAACGACAUCCUGUACAUUGCCUUCCCCGGCAGUGACGCAGUCCCCGGAGCUAAGGGUGCAUUAUGGAACGCGAAAAACUACACCGCAUUUGAAGCUAGUAUUAGGACACAUGGUGAUGUGUUGAUUGCACGUAUUGGCAACAACUCGAGUGGUAACUGCACGGGAUCGAGCGGCUACUGCCAUGUUCCAACAAGCAGCGGCUCGUUAACUGCAGUGGGCUCUUUAUGGAUGGGUGGACAGGCGCUGCUAGCUCUUAUUAUGGCGGUUGCUCUGAUAAUGUAA